This is a messenger RNA of Poecilia latipinna (sailfin molly), 4836 nucleotides long. RefSeq names its product unconventional myosin-Ic-like. The record is from RefSeq and is a predicted model, not a curated record. Gene Ontology annotation, molecular function: microfilament motor activity; ATP binding; actin filament binding. Gene Ontology annotation, biological process: endocytosis; actin filament organization; actin filament-based movement. The transcript is spliced from 35 exons. The coding region runs from base 1157 to 4291 and encodes 1044 amino acids. Lineage: Eukaryota; Metazoa; Chordata; Actinopteri; Cyprinodontiformes; Poeciliidae. Gene Ontology annotation, cellular component: actin cytoskeleton; plasma membrane; myosin complex.
UUUUUUAUUGUUGCAUUUAAACGCCGGGAAGAAAUAAAUAUGUCCAGGAUUAUUCUUGCAAAAGGGAGGUUUCCGCCUGCGAAAUUCGGGCGUGUAAAACAAAAAAGGAAAGAAAAAAAAAAAAAGAAAGUCUGCUCCAGACGUCUUCCUCUCGGUUCACCACGUUGCUUUUUCAAUCAUUAUUCUGUCCAUUGUUGUGGCCACAUAAUAACGCUGGGCCGGUGUCGCACACCAGACAACAGUGAGUUUGUUGUAAUCGCCCUGGUGUCUCCUUUGAAAUGUGCUCCUGCUGCAACACGAAUCCUUCAUGUCCUGGGCGAUUUUAGGAGCCGAUCGCGAGUGUGAAAGUGGAAUUUCUCUCAGCUUUCCGAUAAUGGCGGCGGCGGCGGCCCUCCUCCUCCCCGGACCUAGAUCUCCUCUUCUUUUCUUUGGGAAAAGGGAGCAGUGGAGACCGAAGCAGCCGAGAGAGGGACUCAGUCUCACCCAGCGGCGCCCUCACACAACUGCAGCAGAGAUUUCUGACAGGUAGUGCAGGUGGGGUGAAUUGUACAUUCUCCAGGCUUCAGGCUUUGCGGUAGAAGUUACCAAAGCCGAGGCAAGCUCCGGACGGCUGCGGACAACCCGGAGCAUUUAGGGGAAAAAACCAGGAAGAUCGUGAACAUCAGGAAGCAUGAAGGAAGGAAAUUCUUCUCACAGGAACAGCUAAACAAAGAUCGGAACAGUGAUCGAAAACAACCCGGCAAGACAAUAACACGUCUAAGCGUGACGUGUGAGUGGAGUUCCUGCCCUUGUCUCUGGCAGUAAAGCUUUGAGUGCAGGAAAAGUGAAGGAACUCGUGCAGCGGUGGUCACCGACUCUGACCUGCCACGGGCGAGAUGGAUCGGAGGUGUCAACAAGAAGGAGCCCAGAGCAUUCUGGCCUGAGUGUGUGUUCUCUGUCCUCUCAGGAGGGGAGGGGAGAGAAAUCCGGACUACGAGGAGGGAGGAAGCCAAGAAGACCAGGAGAAAGUGGACAAGUUGUUGGGCUGUGUCGCUUGUGGGCAAAGGUGAAUGAGAAGGAGCAGCUGAGGAGUCUGUUUGAGAGAGGAGGAGGAGGAGGAGCGCUCUGCUGAGGGGAAACCACCACUGUAUUCCUCCCCCAGCGCUAACAGGACAGGAUGAGGUACCAAAGCAGGGAGGUGGAUGAAGGGCGAGUGCGCCUGGUGAUGGAGAGCGCCCUCACAGCCCGGGACAGGGUCGGCGUGCAGGACUUUGUCCUGCUGGAAAACUACAACAGCGAGGCCACCUUCAUAGAGAACCUGCGGAGACGCUUCAGGGAAAACCUCAUCUAUACGUACAUCGGCUCGGUGCUGGUGUCGGUGAACCCAUACAAGGAGCUGGAGAUUUACUCCAAGCAGCAGAUGGAGCGCUACCGAGGUGUCAGCUUCUAUGAAAUAUCUCCUCACAUCUAUGCCAUAUCAGACAACACAUAUCGGGCCAUGCGAACAGAGAGGAGGGAUCAGUGUAUCCUCAUCUCAGGUGAGAGUGGGGCAGGUAAGACGGAGGCCUCCAAGAAGAUCCUCCUCUACUUCGCCGUCACCUGCCCCACUAACAACCACAUGGUGACCCUCGGUGACCGUCUGCUGCAGUCCAACCCUGUCCUGGAGGCUUUCGGUAACGCCAAAACACUGAGAAAUGACAACUCCAGCCGCUUUGGGAAAUACAUGGAUAUCCAGUUUGACUUCAAAGGUGCAACAAUGGGUGGUCACAUCCUCAAUUACCUGUUGGAAAAAUCCCGGGUGGUGCACCAGAACCACGGCGAAAGAAAUUUCCACAUCUUCUAUCAGCUCCUCGACGGAGGAGACGACGACCUGCUCAACACACUGAACCUGGAGAGGAACCCUCACAGCUACCGCUACCUGGUUAAAGGAAGCUGUGCAAGAGUGAGCUCCAUAAGUGACAAGAACAACUGGAGAGUUGUGAGGAAGGCCCUGGACGUGAUCGGCUUCACCGCAGAGGAAGUGCAGAAACUGCUGAACAUCAUCGCCAGCGUUCUCCAUCUGGGCAACACUCUCUUCGGGGAAGGGGAGGAAGGAGAAACUUAUAUCAUCACUGAGACCCAGCUUUCAAACGCUGCAAAGCUGCUGGGUGUCGAUGGCUCCGCCCUGAAGGAGGCCCUCACUCACAAGAAGCUCACAGCCAAAGGAGAGGAGAUGAUCAGCCCACUAAAUUUUGAGCAGGCCGUCUCGGCCCGCGACGCUCUGGCGAAGGCUGUGUACGGCCGGACCUUUAACUGGUUGGUGGAGAAGAUCAACCAGUCGCUCGCGCUAAAGGAGGAAAUCUACCACAGCAGCAAAGACGCCUCGGUCAUUGGGCUUCUUGAUAUCUACGGUUUUGAGGUCCUGCAGCACAACAGUUUUGAGCAGUUCUGCAUCAACUACUGCAAUGAGAAGCUGCAGCAGCUCUUCAUAGAGCUCACCCUCAGAUCCGAGCAGGAGGAGUACGAGACGGAAGGAAUUGCCUGGGAGACGGUGCAGUACUUUGACAACAAGAUCAUUUGUGACCUGAUAGAGGAGAAGCACAAAGGCAUCAUCUCCAUUCUGGAUGAGGAGUGCCUGAGACCGGGAGAGACUUGUGAUAUUUCCUUUUUGGAGAAGCUGGAGGACAUAGUUGGCGGCCAUCCCCAUUUUAUCACGCACAAGUUGGCGAACGGAAAAACUCGCAGGGUAAUGAGCAGGGAGGAGUUCAGGCUGCUGCACUACGCAGGAGAGGUCAACUAUAAUGUCAACGGUUUCCUGGACAAGAACAACGACUUGCUGAACCGGAACCUAAAAGAGGUCAUGUGCCAGUCAGAAAACCAGAUCCUAAGUCACUGCUUCCGCAGGGAGGAAGUGAUCGACCAGAAACGUCCAGAGAUGGCUGCUUCCCAGUUUAAAAACAGCUUGAUGAAGCUAAUGGAGAUCCUCAUGUCCAAAGAGCCGUCUUACGUUCGCUGUAUCAAGCCUAAUGACACCAAGCAGCCAGGACGUUUUGAUGAAGUUCUGGUGAGACACCAGGUGAAAUACUUGGGUCUGAUGGAGAACCUGAGAGUCCGGCGCGCUGGCUUCGCCUAUCGCCGUCGCUUUGAGGCGUUCCUGCAGAGGUACAAGCCCCUGUGUCCCGAGACUUGGCCCAACUGGAACGGAAAACUGGCUGAUGGGGUUUCUGCUUUGGUGAACCACCUGGGCUACAAACCAGAAGAGUACAAACUGGGCAGGUCAAAGAUCUUCAUCCGUUUCCCAAAAACUCUCUUCGCCACGGAGGAUGCCCUAGAGGCGAAAAAGCCAGAGAUCGCUCUGACGCUGCAGAAGUCUUGGAGAGGUUACAGGGAAAGAGCCAAUUAUCAGCGCAUCAGACACGCAGUUAUCGUGAUCCAGUCUGGGUGGCGAGGGAUGAAAGCACGCAGGAGGGCUAAAAGGCGCCGCGAGGCAGCUCAGUUGAUACGCAGGUUCAUAAAGGGCUUCAUCUGCCGUCACGAGGAGUACUGUGACGACAAUGAUUACUUCCUGGAUCAUGUGCGCUGCUCCUUCCUGAAACAUCUGAGGAAAAAUCUCCCCCGGAGCGUUUUGGACAAGAGCUGGCCGACACCUCCUGCUCUGCUCGUCGAGGCCUCUGAGCAUCUCCAAAUGCUUCACAUGCGGAACAUGGUCAUCAAGUACUGCAGGAGAGUUCAGCCUGAAUGGAAGAAGCAGAUGAUGCAGAAGGUUGUAGCCAGUGAGAUCUUCAAGGAUCAGAAGGGCAGCUAUCCUCACAGUGUUGGGAGGCUGUUUUUGGACACCAGGCUCGAGCGAGAGCAAAUCAGCCUAAAAGUCCUCCAGACUCUCGGGAGUGAAAAAGUGCAGUAUGGAGUCGCCGUCAUAAAGUACGACAGGAGGGGCUUCAAGCCCCGCCCCCGUCAGUUGCUCCUCACCAACUCCUUCGCAGUGCUGGUGGACCGGACCAAGAUCAAACAGAGGUUGGACUACGCCGCUCUGAGAGGGGUCUCUGUGAGCUCUCUCUGUGACGGGAUGGUUGUUCUCCACAUGCCGUGGGAGGAUAACAAGCAGAAGGGCGACGCUGUGCUGCACUGCAGCCAUGUGAUCGAAUUGGUGACCAAACUGGCCAUGAUGGCCAGCAAGACCAACUACGUCAACAUCAACCCCGGCUGCAUUCGGUUUGGCGUGUCCAGAACCAAGGAGGGGAUAAUAGACUUCGUCAGGGGUUCAGAGUUGAAGGUGGCCAAAGGCAAACGAGGACAUCUGCUAGUGACCGCCCCUCAGAUCAGCGCCACAUGAAGAUCCAGAAAUCAGCAGGAAGAUAGUCAGGAUGGAUGAUGCUGAAGUCGGCAAAAGAUUUGAAGCUUCGUAUUUGGCACUUAAGGGCUCUUUCACUGCUUUCAGAUAAUCUGCACUGUUUUAAAUCAGCUCUCGCUCAACAUCAACGAUACUUAAGCUGCUGCAGCAUUGUUUACUUAUCAUUCCAUGAACAGGCGGAUCUCAGUAAAUUAGAAGAUUAAAAAAAAAAGUUGAUUCAACCCUUCAGUUCAACAAGACUGACCACACACAACGAUGCAUUCUUAUUCAUUAGGUUAAUUUGAAUGAUUUUUGCUUUUAUGAAAACCUAAAGUUCGGUUUCUCAGAAAAUUGUGUUAUUAACUACAAAAAGGGAUUUUUAAUACAGAAAUGUUACAGCCUACGCAGUCAUGUGGAUAACUGCUGACUUGGCAGAGGUCCAGCAAACCAUAUUUAAAAACCCCCAGGUUCAGCCACAAAAUGUCAUUCCUGAACAGUCUUGAUAUUUACAAAGGACCGUGUCCACUCAGUGGAAGAUUAAGUGGAGG